GGCACCCAGCCGGCUAUGCUUCGUGGCUCGCGGCUCCCGCUCUGGCCCUGGGUCCUGCUGCUGCUGCCGCCGCCGCCGCUCGCCGGCGCGCUGGAGCCCCGCGGCCGGGCCAGGCCCGAGGAGGCAGCAGAGGAGCCGGGCUCCGGGCGGGCCAGGCCAGCCUUCCAGGACCUGCAGGAGCAGCUGAGGGCGGCCAUAGCCCUCACCAGACGGUACUGGGCGCUCUUCACCUGCCGCGUGUGGCCUGAGACCUGCGGGCAGGACGGGAAGUCCCCCCUAGCCUGGAGCCUUCCUCUGCUGGGCCAGCAGUACCUGGACAUCCUGACCACGUGGUACUGCAGCUUCCAGGAUUGCUGCCCCUCGGGGGACUGCAGGAUCUCCAACAACCUCACAGGCCUGCAGCGGGACCUGAGCGUGCGGCUGCACGGCCAGCACCUGGCCCGGGAGCUGGUCCUGACCACGGUGAGGGACUACCUGGCGCUGCCCCGGCCGGACAAGGCCCUGGCCCUGUCGUUCCACGGCUGGUCUGGCACGGGCAAGAACUUCGUGGCCCAGAUGCUGGCGGAGAACCUGUACCGGGACGGGCUGAGGAGUGACUGCGUCAAGGUGUUCGUCACCAUGCUCCACUUCCCUCACCCCCGUCUCGUGGGUCUGUACAAGGAGCAGCUGCUGGACCAGGUGAGGGAGACGCAGGAGCGCUGCCGCCAGACCCUGUUCGUGUUUGACGAGGCCGAGAAGCUGCACCCGGCACUGCUGGAGGCCCUGGGGUCGCACCUGGAGCGCCAGGCGCCCGAGAACCACAGGGCCGAGUCCCCGAGAACCAUCUUCCUUUUUCUCUGUAACCUCGGGGGCAGCGCCGUCAACCAGGUGGUCCUGGAGCUGCUCCGGGCCGGCCGGCCGCGGGAGGAGGUCACCAUGGAGCACGUGGAGCCCCGCCUCCGGGCCGAGCUGGCGGCGUCCCCAGACAGCGGCUUUGGCCGCAGCCGCCUGGUGAAGGAAAACCUGAUCGACCUCUUCGUCCCCUUCCUGCCCCUGGAGUACCGGCACGUGAGGCUGUGCGCGCGCGACGCCUUCCUGAGCCGCGGGCUCCCGCACACGGAGGAGACGCUGGACGAGAUCACCGGGACGAUGGUGUACGUCCCCAAGGAGGAGCCGCGCUUCUCCGCCCAGGGGUGCAAGUCCAUCGCGCAGCGCAUCAGCUACUUCCUGCCUUGAGGCCCAGACGGGCACUGCCCCGAGCUGCCUUCCUUCCCCCACCAGGGCCCUGGGGCCGGCACAGUCACACCCGAGGAGCGUGUAUCACACCCGAGGAGCGUGUAACCGGGAGGCCUUAGCUCAGCAGCCAGGGCUGCUCCUAAAAUCACCUGGUGCCUUAGCAGCCACGUGGGGGGAAACACAGCCCCAGGGGCUGUCGACCUCAGCUCUCGCCCGCAGGAGCUUGAACUUGGGUGGGUGAGGGUCCCGACGCAGCAGGACCCUCCGCGACAGGGAAGGGGGAGGACGUUCUGCUGACCGUGGCCAGCUGGGGGCGGUGGCUUUCAGGCGGCCGUUCCCAGAGGGGAGCUGGGCAGCUUGCGCCUGGGAGCAGGUCUGGGAAGAGCAAGUACAGAGUGACUUUUUGGAAUCAUGUCGAUGCACGCCAAGGUUGGUUGGUUCUCUGCAGUUUUU
Phyllostomus discolor (pale spear-nosed bat) is the source of this 1668-nucleotide messenger RNA. RefSeq names its product torsin family 3 member A (gene TOR3A). The transcript has 6 exons. Gene Ontology annotation, cellular component: nuclear envelope; endoplasmic reticulum lumen. Gene Ontology annotation, molecular function: ATP binding; ATP hydrolysis activity. The record is from RefSeq and is a predicted model, not a curated record. The coding region runs from base 16 to 1215 and encodes 399 amino acids. NCBI's taxonomy places the organism in Eukaryota, Metazoa, Chordata, Mammalia, Chiroptera, Phyllostomidae.